Trichechus manatus latirostris (Florida manatee) is the source of this 2581-nucleotide messenger RNA. RefSeq names its product MLX interacting protein (gene MLXIP). The transcript has 17 exons. Bases 22 to 2562 code for a protein of 846 amino acids. NCBI's taxonomy places the organism in Eukaryota, Metazoa, Chordata, Mammalia, Sirenia, Trichechidae. The record is from RefSeq and is a predicted model, not a curated record. Gene Ontology annotation, cellular component: RNA polymerase II transcription regulator complex. Gene Ontology annotation, biological process: positive regulation of transcription by RNA polymerase II. Gene Ontology annotation, molecular function: DNA-binding transcription factor activity; protein dimerization activity.
AUCAUCCACAGCGGCCACUUCAUGGUGUCGUCGCCGCACCGCGAGCACCCGCCCAAGAAGGGCUACGACUUCGACACGGUCAACAAGCAGACGUGCCAGACCUACAGUUUCGGCAAGACCAGCUCUUGCCACCUGUCCAUCGACGCCUCGCUCACCAAGCUCUUCGAGUGCAUGACCCUGGCCUACAGUGGAAAGCUGGUGUCUCCAAAGUGGAAGAAUUUCAAAGGCCUGAAGCUCCAGUGGAGGGACAAGAUCCGGCUCAAUAACGCCAUCUGGCGGGCGUGGUACAUGCAGUAUUUGGAGAAGCGCAAGAAUCCUGUAUGCCACUUUGUCACUCCACUUGACGGCUCCAUGGAUGUGGACGAGCAUCGCCGGCCAGAGGCCAUCACCACAGAAGGGAAGUACUGGAAAAGCCGCAUUGAGAUUGUCAUCAGGGAAUACCACAAGUGGAGAACCUAUUUCAAGAAAAGGCUACAGCAGCACAAGGAUGAGGACCUGUCCAGCCUGGCACAGGAUGAUGACACGCUCUAUUGGCACAAACAUGGGGAUGGAUGGAAGACCCCGGUCCCCAUGGAGGAGGACCCGCUGCUGGACACAGACAUGCUCAUGUCCGAGUUCAGCGACACCCUCUUCUCCACGCUGUCUUCACACCAGCCUGUGGCUUGGCCUAACCCACGGGAAAUAGCACAUCUGGGAAACGCAGACAUGAUCCAGCCGGGACUGAUUCCUCUGCAGCCCAACCUGGACUUCGUGGACACGUUCGAGCCUUUUCAGGACCUCUUCUCCUCCAGCCGCUCCAUGUUUGGCUCCAUGCUGCCUACCCCCACCCCUGCCCCUGCACCCGAUCCCAUCCGCCUCCCUGCUCAGGAGAACAUCCUGCCAACUGCUACUCUCCCCACUGUGAGCCUCCAGGACAGCUUCAUUGGCCCCACUGCCACUGCCUCUCUGGACCCCUCAGAGCAGCAGAGCUGUGACCACGGCCCCCGCACUGGGGACCCUUACGUCCAGCCCACAGACUUUGGCGCCUUGGAUCCCCCGCUGAGCGUUCCCCAGCCCUUCCUUCCCAUCUUCACCAUGCCCUUACUCCCUCCUAGCCCUGCCCCUACACCUGCUUCACCCACAUUACCACUAACUCCUGCUCCCGCCCUGAGUCCCCCAGCAACCCCCGCCUUCCUGCAGGCACAGAAGUUUGGAGUUAGCAAACCCCCCUCUGUCAUCACCCACACGGCCUCUGCCACCCUCACUCAUGACGCUUCCGCCACCACCUUCAGCCACAGCCAGGGCCUGGUGAUCACCACGCAUCCCCCCACCCCUUCAGCCUCAUCCUGUGGCCUGGCGCUGUCUUCUGUCAUCCAGCCACCAAUGGUUGGACCCUGCCAACCCCAUUUAACUUUCGUGCCCCCCAAACCUGUUUCCUUGACUGGGGGGAGGCCCAAGCAUCCCCCCAAAAUAGUGCCUGCUCCCAAACCAGAGCCUGUCUCCUUGGUGUUGAAGAACGCUUGCAUCACCCCAGCUGCCUUUCCAGGACAACCACAAGCAGUGAUUAUGACCUCAGGCCCUCUGAAGAGAGAAGGGAUGUUGGCUUCCACCGUGUCCCAGUCAAAUGUGGUCAUCGCACCCGCCACCAUUGCCAGGGCACCUGGAGUCACAGAGUUCCACAGCAGCAUCCUGGUGGCAGACCUUGGCCACACCCCUGGCAGCCAGCCUCCUAUCUCCCGGCUCUUCUCCCCAGGCACCGUGCCAGACACCCUGGUGAAGGGCGAGCAGGGCCCAAUGCAUGGGGGUGGCCCCCAGCUUCCCAGUGCGGGUCCCAGUCGCGAGUGCCCCAGCUCUGGGCAGGCCUCUCCAUGUGCGUCUGAACAGAGCCCCAGCCCCCAGUCUCCCCAGAACAACUGCUCAGGGAAAUCUCCUGCAGACCCCAAGAAUGUGGCAGUGUUAAAGCCUUUUCCCCAACAGAACCGGCAGAUGAAGCACAUUUCAGCCGAGCAGAAGAGGCGCUUCAACAUCAAGAUCGGCUUUGACACCCUGAAUAGUCUGAUUUCUAAUAAUUCCAAGCUGACCAGCCACGCCAUCACCCUGCAGAAGACAGUGGAGUACAUCACCAAGCUGCAGCAGGAGAGGAGCCAGCUGCAGGAGGAGGCCCGGCGGCUGCGGGAGGAGAUCGAGGCGCUCAAUGCCACCAUCAUCUCCUGCCAGCAGCUGCUCCCUGCCACCGGUGUCCCUGUCACCCGACGCCAGUUCGAUCACAUGAAAGACAUGUUUGACGAAUACGUGAAGAGCCGCACCCUGCAGAAUUGGAAGUUCUGGAUUUUCAGUAUCAUCAUCAAGCCACUGUUUGAGUCCUUCAAGGGGAUGGUGUCCACCAGCAGCCUGGAGGAGCUCCACCGGACGGCACUGUUCUGGCUUGACCAGCGCUGCUCCCUGCCCAUCCUCAGGCCAAUGGUGCUGAACACCCUCCGCCGCCUGAGUACCACCACCUCCAUUCUGACAGACCCAGCCCAGCUGCCAGAGCAGGCGUCUGAGGCCGUCACCAGAAUUGGCAAGAGAAUGGGCGAGUCUUAGCGCUUAGCUGGCAUGCAGC